Molecule: messenger RNA, 2019 nt
Organism: Octopus bimaculoides (California two-spot octopus)
Lineage: Eukaryota; Metazoa; Mollusca; Cephalopoda; Octopoda; Octopodidae
Product: cysteine desulfurase
Biological process (GO): [2Fe-2S] cluster assembly
Cellular component (GO): cytosol; nucleus; mitochondrion
Molecular function (GO): pyridoxal phosphate binding; cysteine desulfurase activity
Source: RefSeq, a predicted model, not a curated record
AGUUGAAUAUAACAUUAUAUAAACACGACCGCACCGUUUCGUGUGUUGCGCAUGUUGAUGUUAACCAGCAUGCUGACCAACAAAGUUGUCCCUUUCAUUCGAUCUCACUCCCUUUCUUCUAUCACCAACAAAUACUUAUGUAGAUGUCUACACCGUACCAAUGUGUUCGAAGCAGAAACUUCCAGUGCUUCACAACCUAAAGAAGAGCUUCGACCACUCUAUCUAGAUGCUUUGGCAACAACACCAAUGGACCCCAGAGUCAUAGAUACCAUGCUUCCCUACAUGAUCAGCUUUUAUGGAAACCCUCAUUCUCGGACACAUGCCUAUGGAUGGGAAAGUGAAGCUGCUGUAGAAAAUUCCAGAAAGCAAGUUGCUUCCCUCAUUGGAGCUCAUCCCAAAGAGAUUAUCUUCACAAGUGGUGCUACAGAGUCAAACAAUGUUGCAGUGAAAGGGGUUGCACGGUUUUAUAAGUCCAGAAAGAAGCAUAUCCUCACCACACAAACUGAACACAAAUGUGUCUUGGACUCAUGCCGUGUAUUGGAGAUGGAAGGUUUCGAUGUCACCUAUCUGCCUGUUCAGUCAUCUGGCAUUAUUGACUUGGAAUUAUUUGAGAAAUCUCUACGUCCUGACACAUCACUGGUUUCCAUUAUGACUGUCAACAACGAGAUAGGGGUGGUGCAACCCAUCAAGGAAAUAGGUCGGCUGUGCCGUCAAAAGAAGAUCUUUUUCCACACUGAUGCAGCCCAAGCUGUAGGUAAAAUACCUGUAGAUGUCAAUGAUUUGAAUAUUGACCUUCUGUCACUUAGUGGUCACAAGAUUUAUGGACCAAAAGGUAUCGGUGCUCUGUAUGUGAGGCGGCGUCCCAGAGUAAGAAUUGAUCCACCCCAAAGUGGUGGUGGUCAGGAGAGAGGAAUUCGAAGUGGUACAGUACCAACACCAUUGGUCGUUGGUUUGGGAAGAGCUUGUCAGAUUGCUGAAGAAGAACACGAGUAUGACUACAAGAGAAUUUCCAUGCUGUCCAAGAGGCUGAUAGAAAAGAUCACAGCAGAAACAAGUCAUGUAAUUAGGAAUGGUGACCCAGAAUCAUCUUAUCCUGGUUGUGUGAACUUAUCAUUUGCCUUUGUUGAAGGAGAAAGUUUGUUGAUGGCCCUUAAAGAUAUUGCUUUAUCCUCUGGCAGUGCCUGUACAUCAGCUUCUCUUGAACCUUCUUAUGUACUACGUGCUAUUGGAUCAGAAGAAGACUUAGCUCAUUCAUCCAUACGAUUUGGCAUUGGUCGUUUCACAACAGAAGCGGAGAUAGACUUUACUGCAGAGAAAUGUAACAAGUUUGUGAAGGACCUGAGGGAAAUGAGCCCUCUCUGGGAAAUGGUACAGGAAGGAAUUGAUUUGAAAUCUAUCAAGUGGACCCAACAUUGAGUGAUAUUGUGGUAAUAUUCAACUGUACCCAUCAACUGUUACUUCCAGGCCUGUCUCUGCAAAGUCGAUGUGUCUGGCCCCUAAUAUUUGCAAGAAACAUACAAGUCUUACCUCUAAUUGACAAUAUACACUCCUAUGUGGCAUUAUUACAUAAUAUAUAAUAAUAAUAUUAAUAAUAAUAAUAAUAAUCUAUUUCUAAAGAUAUUUUGAGCUUAUUAUUUUUAUUAUGAAUGUUGGACAAAAUGUCUAAGAGUAUUGUUGUAUUUAUUCCAGCUUCAUAUCCUGAGUUCGAAGAAUUUAGGGUUUUAUUGCUAUGAAAGAAAUAUAGCUGGUACUGUGUGAUGCCAUUCAAUUCUCUGCAUAUUUAUGACAAAGUUUCAAUCUUCUGUCAAAGUAUGUUUUUUUUUUUCCGUGUGUCUUUCAGAUCUUUUUCUCCAAUUUAUACAUUCUACAAAGUGUAACGUGUAAAUGAUCAAAAUUAGUUGUAAGUUUUGUGCUGAUCACUUACCAAAGUUGCCAUAUAAUCAUGGGUAAAGAUAAUUUGUAAUUUUCUAAAAAGUUGUAUUAAAUAAAUUUGUUUGGAAAUAAACUUAGGAAAACAUU